This is a messenger RNA of Linepithema humile (Argentine ant), 6764 nucleotides long. Lineage: Eukaryota; Metazoa; Arthropoda; Insecta; Hymenoptera; Formicidae. The record is from RefSeq and is a predicted model, not a curated record.
CACGUUGCACGCGCUUAUAUUGGGAGCCCCCGCUCGUUUCCCCGACAGAACGGCUCUCUAACGGCCGCUCAGAACGUGCCGCCAGAAGUAGUCCGUCCGCCGCCGAACCAACAACAAACCCCGAAGGCAAACGACAGGAAGAAGAGGAGCAGUCCUCCCCUCCCACCGAAGAAGAAGCGAGACCUCGCAAGGGAACCUGUGAGUGCCACGGCAUCAGUUUACCACGAGUAGAGCCCAGAAGAAGUAGCAAAGAUGCCAGCAGUGAAGAAGCAGGAGGGAGAGGAUCCCGAUCCGACCCCGUACCUCUUCGUCUCCCUCGAGCAGAAGAGGAUCGACCAGACGAAACCCUAUGACGCGAAAAAGGCGUGCUGGGUGCCUGACGAGAAGGAGGGCUACCUCCUUGGCGAGAUCAAAGCCACCAAGGGCGAUGUCGUCAGCGUCGGCUUGCCCGGCGGCGAGACCAAGGACUUCAAGAAGGACCAGCUGCAGCAGGUGAACCCGCCCAAGUAUGAGAAAGCCGAAGACAUGUCUAAUUUGACCUACCUCAACGAUGCUUCGGUCCUCCACAACUUGAAGCAACGUUACUACGCCCAGCUCAUCUACACCUACUCUGGCUUGUUCUGCGUGGCCAUUAAUCCCUACAAAAGAUUCCCCGUGUAUACGGGGAGGUGCGCCAAACUGUACCGCGGCAAGAGGCGUAGCGAAGUGCCACCGCACAUUUUUGCUAUCUCUGACGGAGCCUACGUCAACAUGCUUACCAACAGCGAGAAUCAGUCUAUGUUGAUCACCGGUGAGUCUGGUGCCGGAAAGACUGAGAACACGAAGAAAGUAAUUGCGUAUUUCGCCACCGUCGGUGCGUCGACCAAGAAGGAGGAGAAGGAAGCCGACAAGAAGAAGGGCUCCCUGGAGGACCAGGUCGUCCAAACCAAUCCCGUACUGGAAGCCUUUGGUAACGCCAAGACCGUCCGUAACGAUAACUCCUCACGUUUCGGUAAAUUCAUCCGUAUUCACUUCGGCCCCUCUGGAAAACUGGCUGGUGCCGACAUUGAGACCUAUCUGCUGGAGAAGGCCCGUGUCAUCUCCCAACAGACCCUUGAGCGUUCUUACCACAUCUUCUACCAGAUGAUGUCUGGAUCAGUCAAGAACCUGAAAGAAAACUGUUUCUUGUCCAACAACAUAUACGACUAUGUCAACGUGUCCCAAGGAAAGAUCACGAUCCCCAACGUCGACGAUGGCGAGGAAUGUCAAUUGACGGACCAAGCCUUCGACGUGUUGGGCUUCACCCAGGAGGAAAAGGAUAACAUCUACAAGAUCACCGCGGCCGUCAUGCAUAUGGGUGGCAUGAAAUUCAAGCAAAGGGGUCGUGAGGAGCAGGCUGAGGCCGAUGGUACUGAGGAAGGUGAGCGCGUGGCGAAGUUGCUUGGCUGCGACUGUGCCGAUCUUUACAAGAACUUGCUGAAGCCAAGGAUCAAGGUCGGUAACGAGUUCGUCACCCAGGGUCGUAACAAGGACCAGGUAGCCUACUCCGUAGGUGCCAUGUCGAAGGCGAUGUUCGACAGACUGUUCAAGUGGCUGGUGAAAAAAUGUAACGAGACCCUGGAUACCAAGCAGAAGAGGCAGCACUUUAUCGGUGUACUGGAUAUUGCCGGUUUCGAGAUCUUCGACUACAACGGCUUUGAGCAACUCUGCAUCAACUUUACCAACGAGAAGUUGCAGCAGUUCUUCAAUCACCACAUGUUCGUGCUCGAGCAAGAGGAGUAUAAGAAGGAGGGCAUCGAUUGGGUUUUCAUUGACUUCGGCAUGGACUUGCUAGCUUGUAUCGAGCUGAUCGAAAAGCCUAUGGGUAUCCUCUCCAUUCUUGAAGAAGAGUCUAUGUUCCCCAAGGCCACUGACAAGACCUUCGAGGAGAAGCUGAACAACAACCAUCUCGGCAAGAGUCCGAACUUCCUGAAGCCCAAGCCGCCUAAACCUGGCCAACAAGCGGCUCACUUUGCCAUUGGCCAUUAUGCUGGCAACGUGCCGUACAACAUCACCGGCUGGCUUGAGAAGAACAAGGACCCGCUGAACGAUACGGUGGUCGACCAAUUCAAGAAGUCCACCAACAAACUGCUAAUAGAGAUCUUCGCCGAUCAUCCCGGUCAAUCCGGUGACGCCGGUGGUGGUGGUGGCGGCGGCGGCAAGGGCGGACGUGGUAAGAAGGGCGGUGGCUUCUCCACUGUGUCGUCCUCUUACAAGGAGCAGUUGAACAACCUGAUGACCACCCUGCGUGCCACUCAACCCCACUUCGUCCGUUGCAUUAUCCCUAAUGAGUUGAAGCAACCGGGCGUAAUUGAUUCCCAUCUGGUCAUGCAUCAGCUCACCUGUAACGGUGUGCUUGAAGGCAUCCGUAUCUGUCGUAAAGGUUUCCCCAACAGGAUGGUGUAUCCUGACUUCAAACUACGAUACAAGAUCCUGGCGCCUGCGGCGUGUGAGAAGGCAAAGGAGCCUAAGGAAGCGGCUGGAGCUAUCUUGGAGUCUAGCGGUCUCGACCCUGAUAUGUAUCGUCUUGGACACACCAAGGUAUUCUUCCGUGCCGGAGUCCUGGGUCAGAUGGAGGAGCUCCGUGACGAACGUCUCGGCAAAAUCGUGUCUUGGAUGCAAGCUUACGUCAGAGGUUACAUCUCCCGUAAAGAUUACAAGAAACUUCAGGAACAACGCUUGGCCCUUGUGGUUGUCCAGAGAAAUCUGAGAAAGUACCUUCAACUCCGCACUUGGCCGUGGUGGAAGUUGUGGCAGAAGAUCAAGCCUCUUCUCAAUGUCACUCGCAUCGAGGACGAGAUUGCCGCGCUGGAGGAGAAAGCCAGGAAGGCGCAGGAGGCCUUCGAGAGGGAAGAAAAGUUGCGCAAGGAACUGGAGGAGUUGAACACCAAGCUCCUCUCCGAGAAGACCAACCUGCUGCGCCAACUGGAGGGUGAGAAGGGCUCGCUCUCUGACUACCAGGAGAAGUCGCUGAAAUUGUCCGCGCAAAAGGCCGACCUCGAAUCACAGCUCCAGGACCUCACUGACAGAUUCAAGGAAGAAGAGGACGCGAGGAACAACCUCUUCCAGAACAAGAAGAAACUCGAACAAGAAGUCUCCGGUCUAAAGAAGGAUAUCGAAGACCUCGAACUAAACCUGCAAAAAUCUGAGCAGGAUAAGGCGACAAAGGACCAUCAAAUCAGAAACUUGAACGACGAGAUCGCCCAUCAAGACGAGCUCAUCAAUAAACUCAACAAAGAGAAAAAGAACCAGGGCGAAGUUAAUCAAAAGACCGCCGAGGAGCUCCAAGCCGCCGAAGACAAAGUCAACCACCUCAACAAAGUUAAACUCAAGCUCGAGCAGACUCUCGACGAGCUCGAGGACUCUCUCGAACGUGAGAAGAAAUCACGUGCUGACGUAGAGAAGGCGAAGAGAAAGGUGGAAGGCGACUUGAAGCUCACACAGGAAGCCGUCGCUGAUCUCGAGAGGAACAAGAAGGAACUCGAACAAACCAUCCAGCGCAAGGACAAAGAGCUCUCGUCCUUGACUGCCAAGCUUGAGGACGAGCAGUCUCUCGUUGGCAAACUGCAGAAACAGAUUAAGGAAUUGCAGGCCCGCAUCGAAGAACUCGAGGAAGAGGUUGAGGCAGAACGUGGAGGACGCGCUAAGGCUGAGAAACAGCGCAGCGAUCUUGCCCGCGAGCUCGAGGAGCUCGGCGAACGCUUGGAGGAGGCCGGCGGUGCUACUUCUGCUCAGAUCGAGCUGAACAAGAAGCGCGAGGCCGAACUCAGCAAGCUCCGCAGAGACCUCGAGGAGGCUAACAUUCAACAUGAGUCCUCCCUGGCAAGCUUGCGCAAGAAGCACAAUGACGCUGUCGCCGAGAUGGGCGAGCAGAUCGACACCCUCAACAAGCUUAAGCUAGGUAAGGUUGAGAAGGAGAAAGUACAGUACUACAGCGAGUUGAACGACUUGCGUACUUCCUGCGAUCACCUGAGCAACGAGAAGGCCGCGCAAGAAAAGAUCGUCAAGCAAUUGCAGCACCAAUUGAACGAGACUCAAGGCAAGCUCGAGGAAGUGAACCGCACGUUGAACGACUUCGACGCCGCGAAGAAGAAGCUGUCGAUUGAGAACAGCGACCUGUUGCGCCAAUUGGAAGAGGCCGAGUCGCAGGUGAGCCAGCUGUCGAAGAUCAAGAUCUCGCUGACCACGCAGCUGGAGGACACGAAGAGGCUCGCGGACGAGGAGUCGCGUGAGCGCGCCACUCUGCUUGGCAAGUUCCGCAACUUGGAGCACGAUCUGGACAACAUCCGCGAGCAGGUGGAAGAGGAGGCGGAGGGCAAGGCCGAUCUGCAGCGUCAACUCAGCAAGGCAAACGCCGAGGCGCAACUGUGGCGCACCAAAUACGAGUCGGAGGGCGUCGCCCGGGCUGAGGAGCUUGAGGAGGCGAAGAGGAAGCUGCAGGCCAGGCUCGCCGAGGCCGAGGAGACCAUCGAGUCGCUCAACCAGAAGGUCAUCGCUCUGGAGAAGACCAAGCAGCGCCUGUCCACCGAAGUGGAGGAUCUGCAGAUCGAAGUGGACCGCGCCACUGCCAUCGCCAAUGCCGCCGAAAAGAAGCAGAAGGCCUUCGACAAGAUCAUCGGCGAAUGGAAGCUCAAGGUCGACGACCUCGCCGCCGAACUGGAUGCCAGCCAGAAGGAAUGCCGCAACUACAGCACCGAGCUCUUCAGGCUCAGAGGUGCAUACGAGGAAGGGCAGGAACAACUGGAGGCAGUGCGUCGCGAGAACAAGAACCUCGCCGACGAGGUGAAAGAUUUGUUGGACCAGAUUGGCGAAGGUGGCCGCAACAUUCACGAGAUCGAGAAGGCCAGGAAGCGCCUGGAGGCUGAGAAGGACGAGCUCCAGGCCGCUCUGGAGGAAGCCGAAGCCGCUCUCGAACAAGAGGAGAACAAGGUGCUGCGCAGCCAGCUCGAGCUCAGCCAAGUCAGACAGGAGAUCGAUCGUCGCAUUCAAGAGAAGGAAGAGGAAUUCGAGAACACCAGGAAGAAUCACCAGCGCGCUCUCGAUUCCAUGCAAGCCUCCCUCGAAGCGGAAGCCAAGGGCAAAGCUGAGGCGCUGCGCAUGAAGAAGAAGUUGGAAGCCGACAUCAACGAGUUGGAGAUUGCACUGGAUCACGCAAACAAGGCGAAUGCCGAGGCGCAGAAGAACAUCAAACGAUACCAGCAACAGCUCAAGGACGUGCAGACCGCUCUCGAAGAGGAACAGAGAGCGCGCGACGAGGCCCGAGAGCUUCUCGGCAUCUCAGAACGUCGCGCCAACGCUCUGCAGAACGAGCUCGAGGAAAGCCGCACUCUUCUCGAACAGGCCGACCGCGGUCGCCGCCAGGCCGAACAGGAGCUUGCCGAUUGCCACGAGCAGCUGAACGAAUUGAGCGCCCAGAACGCUUCCAUUUCCGGCGCCAAGAGGAAACUCGAGGCCGAACUGCAAACUCUCCACUCCGAUCUGGACGAGUUGUUGAACGAGGCGAAGAAUUCAGAAGAGAAGGCGAAGAAGGCAAUGGUGGACGCCGCCAGAUUGGCGGACGAAUUGCGCGCCGAGCAAGAUCAUGCCCAGACCCAAGAGAAGCUGCGCAAGGCUCUGGAGACGCAGAUAAAGGAGCUGCAGGUGCGCUUGGACGAGGCCGAGGCGAACGCUCUGAAGGGCGGCAAGAAGGCCAUCCAGAAAUUGGAGCAACGCGUACGCGAAUUGGAGAACGAGCUCGAUGGCGAGCAAAGGAGACACGCCGAUGCCCAGAAGAAUCUGCGCAAGUCCGAGCGCCGUAUCAAGGAGCUGAGCUUCCAGGCGGACGAGGACCGUAAGAACCACGAGCGCAUGCAGGAUCUGGUUGACAAGCUCCAGCAGAAGAUCAAGACGUACAAGAGGCAGAUUGAGGAGGCGGAGGAGAUCGCCGCGCUGAAUCUCGCCAAGUUCCGCAAGGCGCAGCAGGAGCUCGAGGAGGCCGAGGAGAGGGCGGACCUCGCCGAGCAGGCCAUCACCAAGUUCCGCACUAAGGGACGCGGCGGAAGUGCCGCGCGUGGACUCAGCCCGGUGCCACACCGACCUGCGUUAAGACCCCACUUGGGAGCUCUCGCUCGGAGCUCUCAACGGCAUCGUCAUCUCGCGAUCGAUCAAUCAUCGCAUCCGGAUCACGUAUUUUCGUCACCUUCCUCGUUGGUAAUUUUUUUUUGCAAUCGGUCAAGAAGAAAAAAAAACAAACAUUAACGCUCGCUCGAAAAGGGGAGGAUGGAAGAAGAGGAUGAGGAGGGCGAGGGGGUAGUGCGUCACCGCUUGAGCUGACGGUCGAGGGAGAGAGAGAGAGAGAGUGGGAGAGUGAGAGUGGGAGAGCAAGAGAGAUCGAGCGAGAGGACACGCGAGCGGACGAUGAGAGGGCGAGAGCCAGCGAAAGAUAUAUUAAUAUUUACACACACGCAUACACAGGAAAUAAAGGGAAAAAAAGCGAUAAAUUACACAUACAUAUUAUGCUCUUGCGAAAUACAUGACAAUAACGAGCAAAAGUUGAACGCAAAUGAUAAAAGAGUAAAAAAAAAAAAAAUACAAGUUAUACUCGCGAGAAGAAACGUAUCGCGUGAACGAAGCGAAUCGCGAUAAUCAACAGCGCGUAUCACGUGUCAUCCAGAUGAUAUCGUAUCCUAUAAACUUAAUUGUAAUUUAUAAAGAGAGACGAAGUAUGUAUUUAUUAAAGUAAAUAAGCAAUAAAGAUAAGAACUAAA